AAAUUUAUCAGAGGCCGAAAGAAACUAUUCCCGCAGUAUCACGUUAUACAGACUGUACAUGUAACAUUGUACGUUUGAUGUAUUCCUUUAUUUCCACUGCUUCAACGCUUUUAUACUCAGUCAACGAUUUCUAAAAUGUCUAAAAACCUUAUUCUUCUGUCGGGUGGUAGCGUAAUACUACAUGCACUUUACAUAUCAACAGUUGUGCAACAUAGUGCUCGUGUCUGUGCUGAGCAAUCCGCUCUGGAUCCAAAUGCUACCGAAAGUCCAACCUGUGGCUGUCCCAUGAAACUGGAACCGGUAUGUGGCACGGACGGCAAAACCUACCGAAAUAACUGUUCGGCUUUGGAAUGUCGAGGAACCAAAAUAGCGUAUUCUGGCGAGUGUACUCAAAGGAGAAUUGGUCCAGCGUGUGCCUGCUCACACCAAUACGAUCCGGUAUGCGGAAGCGAUGGGAAAACCCACAGAAACAUAUGCGAACUACAGUGCGCAGGCGUUCAGUUGGUGACAUCUGAUCACUGCCGUUCGGAAAUCAUCGAUUCAAAGGAUUCGCCAUUGUACACCGGAUGAAUACAAAAUCCAAUUAGUUCAGACACGCAUUGCUUUAUCAGAGCAAAAGUAUAAGCUGAUAUGACGCGCGCCAGUUUUCUUUCGCGUUGCGCUUUCGGGUUUGUUUCUUUUUAAGCUACAGUUUGUAGGUGGCAGGUACGUACAGAGUACUUGUACUGGUGUACCGCUGUUCCAUAUUAUAUUAUUUAAAGGUACAGAUGUGCGUAGACGACGAACCAUCCAGAUUAAUGUGUACAGCUGAUUAAUUCUGCGGACGCUCUCUGGCGGCCUUCGCGCUUGUAUGGACAAGAUGAAAACGACAUUGCG
Molecule: messenger RNA, 876 nt
Organism: Paramacrobiotus metropolitanus
Lineage: Eukaryota; Metazoa; Tardigrada; Eutardigrada; Parachela; Macrobiotidae
Product: serine protease inhibitor dipetalogastin-like
Exons: 4
Coding region: 136-570 (144 amino acids)
Molecular function (GO): protein binding
Source: RefSeq, a predicted model, not a curated record